AAGCAAACCCACUCUCAGUUUUCUCCAAUUAAAAUUGGUGCUGAUUAUAAAACUGCAACAAUACAUUGUAAAUCUUCUAUAAUAUAAAAAUGAAUCGCUGAAUGUGUUGCUAAGCGCAAAUCUCGAGAACAGCUGAACCGAUAUUGAUAAUUCUUUUUUUAGAAUAUUCCUUGAAGUACGAGGAUGGUUCUGCCGCAGAGAUUUUUUUUUAAAAAUGCCUGAAAAAUCUAAAAACAACAUUUCUAUACUCCCAUACAAACGAUUCGUAAUAAUACUUGAAAGCCAAUUUGAACUAUAAUACCAUACCAUAAAUUUCGAAUGUUAGUGGAGAGGUUCCGGGAAGGCUAAACAAUUGAGUGACGUGAAGUCAAUAGAAUAUUUGGAAAAGGCAAAUAUACCAUUUUCAGGUUUUUUUUAUAAUUAUAUGAAGAGUCAUUUUAGUCUACACUACAGCUCUAUACCGAAGCGAAGCCAGUGCAGGCUACUAGUGUUAUAAUAAAAACAAAUUGUUCCGAAUCAUCUUAUAAGAUACAUUGAUACAGCUUCCGCUGUCAAGCUUAGCUGUGUACACUAGUGCUCUCGAAAUUUUUACCAAUCUUCGUCAAAAUAGUGUGUAUUGUUCUGCAAAAUUGUAGUAAAAGUGUAGCCCAAGUUACAAUCUUUCAGUAGUGGUGUUAUCUCUUAAAGUUAGUAAAGAAAAAGAACAAAUAUUAAGCAAACAGUUUGUGAUAUUUGUUCUUAUUAAAUAAUUAAUAAUCAAUCUACCCGCGGCAAGCCGCAGCGGCGAAUCUUUGCGUCGUUCGUGCUACAUUCAAGCGUUCUAGUCAACUUGCCUGUUCGUAAGUGCUACGUUCAAACGAUCAAGUCAACUUGCCCGUCACGCUUUACUAGUUUUGACGACUAUUUUUCUCGGAUAAAUUAAGAUAGAUUGAGAUGGCUUCAGGAAAAUUACUGUAUUGUGCGGGAUGUCACAGCAUAGUAGAUGGAGCAAAAUUUAUGACUUGCAUAAAAUGUAAGCAGAUAUUUGACAUACUAUGUGCAAAUUACUCUGAAAAUAUAUAUGCAUCUCUUUCAUUAGAAUUUAAAAAGUCCUAGGUUUGUGUGGAAUGUCGCAGCAAAAUUCCGAGAGGUGAUAAUUCGCAUACUCCUGUUCGUCAACAGCACCAAAU
Chilo suppressalis (striped riceborer) is the source of this 1169-nucleotide messenger RNA. Lineage: Eukaryota; Metazoa; Arthropoda; Insecta; Lepidoptera; Crambidae. The record is from the annotation of a GenBank genome assembly.